Cyprinodon variegatus (sheepshead minnow) is the source of this 1780-nucleotide messenger RNA. RefSeq lists its product as uncharacterized. The transcript has 3 exons. The record is from RefSeq and is a predicted model, not a curated record. Lineage: Eukaryota; Metazoa; Chordata; Actinopteri; Cyprinodontiformes; Cyprinodontidae. The coding region runs from base 90 to 692 and encodes 200 amino acids. Gene Ontology annotation, biological process: ciliary neurotrophic factor-mediated signaling pathway; negative regulation of neuron apoptotic process. Gene Ontology annotation, molecular function: ciliary neurotrophic factor receptor binding.
CGUCACUGAGAUGGGAACUUCGGGGGGACUAUUUAAUAAAGGCUGUGUAACUUGCGUAUUUUUAGGACUUCCAGUUGAGAUUAAAGACCAUGGCGGGGAUGCGGACCAGAGGAAGAAGAGGAGCGGACCUUGGCAGAAACAUGGCGUCCCAAGCGGCAGAUAUCGCCGCGCUGCUGCGCCAUGAGUGCUCCCUGUUAGUGGAGCUGUAUAGGAAUAAAGAGAACUUUCCAUCAGAUGUGGCCGGGGUCCCCCUGGUUUCCAUUCCCUCUCCUUCCUCUCACCUGGACCCUGGAGACAAACUGUGGCACCUCCAUUCUGCUCUGGAGCAGUGCUGCAGCCUAAUGGAGAGAGCCAUCACCAGGGAGAAGGAGGAGUUCGAUGGAGGGGAGAUGGGUGAAUACCAGACGAGAAGGAAGAUGGUGAAGGACCGACUGUCGCGUCUAGUGAUCGUCACCAGAGACCUCCUCAAAGCCACUGAUGGUCCAAGCAUUGUGACCCCGAGCUUGGACGCCUCACAGUUAGAUGGUCCCACCGCUCUGUUUGAGCUGAAGCUGUGGGUGUAUGGAAUCUUCAUGGAGGUGGAGCACUGGAGCAAUACGGCCAUCCAAAUCUUUCAGGAUCUGCAGCCUGACGCUACCAAGGUGCCGUCGAAGAGGACGAGGAGUUCAAGGAUCACUCCGAGGAUGAGAUGAGGGUGUUUUAAUGGGAGAUAAAGGAUCAGUGUGAAAAGAACAGGACUAUGGCGACAAACAGGCUGAUAUGGUCAGGCAAAGGGUAAGAAUUAAUAAGAAACAUUGAUCAUCAGUAAUAGAAGAAAUAUUGCUUGCUUUUUUAUAUACUAAACCAGAACAAAACUCAUUACCUCAAACAAGAACCCAAACAAAAAUGACAUGUUAACUGGCUUUAACUACUAGUUAAACCAGUUUCUUUUUCUUACUUUCCAGGGAAACAGAAAUAAUGCAUUAACUUUCUGUUUCUUGUUAUAAGAACUGAAUCCUUCCAUUGGACUCUCCUGUAUUUGUUACACGAUGCUGGCUUUGCACUGGAGUCAGAUUUCUUGAAGUUGUGUGAUCGUUUAGAUUGACAACGCUUCGCUUAAGUAGUCAUGCUAUUGCAGUUUUUUACUUCACUUUAUUUCAUUGUGACUUUGUGUGAUAGUGCAGCAUCUUAGUGAAUUUAACAUAGGUGUUCAGAACUUACCGUGUGACAGAGCUAAUUUCACUUUCACCCUCCCGUUGAACAUGAUGGUGGAAUAAUGAUGCUGUGGGGUAGCUUUUCAGUUGGGAACAAUUAGCUGGUCAGUUGAUGGGAGGACAGAUGGAGUUCAACACAGGGUUCAUGGUGAUGUUCAAUUAAAAUUUUAAUAUAUAUAUUUUUUUUAAAUAAGAAAAGUUGUUUGUCAUACAGGUUGAAAACACUAAAUACUUCAAGGGGUGUUAAACGUUUUUACCCUAUAGUGUUUGGUCUUUCUAUUUUCUAUUCUGCAGUUAAAGAUCUAAAUCCUCUGGGCUGAGGAGGUUUUGAAGAAAUAUUUUGUUACAGCACCCUCUAGUGUUCAUUCACUGCUAUUAUUUUUUUUUGUUUCAUUUUCUGAUAGCUUAAUUGGCCUCAGUGUUUGUCACCGGAUUGAAAAAGUGUUUUAAGAUUUUUAUGUUUUAAAUAAAGCACUUUAUUAGCAGUAAAUUAGCCCAAAUAGGAAAUGUUCUGAAGGAAAUUAAAAUAGACAUUAAAAAUAAGAGUAAAUACAGGUAUGACUUGAAACUUUUUUGUUUUCUUUUAG